Messenger RNA from Rasamsonia emersonii CBS 393.64, 2904 nucleotides. Its product is annotated as JmjC domain protein. The record is from RefSeq and is a predicted model, not a curated record. Bases 1 to 2904 code for a protein of 967 amino acids. Lineage: Eukaryota; Fungi; Ascomycota; Eurotiomycetes; Eurotiales; Trichocomaceae. The transcript is spliced from 2 exons.
AUGCCUGCUCAACGACCCCGCGCGGCUUUUGAGCCGAUUCCUCCUGAUAUCGAUGUCACAGCGCUUGUGGAAUCAACGCCGAAUUUUGAAUUCGUCGUAAGGAUACAUUGUGAUGCGAUCGAUGAACAGGGGUUGGAGAAUUUCGAAAAAUUGGUUCUUCUUCAUGUGAUACUUGGUGGAAAGCCCCUGGUUGUUGAAGGAUACGACACGCGACUAGAGAAGUGGAUAUUUUCAGAACAAUGGCUUAGGGAUAACUACUCUACGAAGACGGAAAAUGCGCGAAAUCUCACAACAAAAUCCAAUCUUCCUCUCACUAUCGGCCAUUACUUGAACAAUAUGUCUCUUUUGACCGACCAAUGGAACUUGUCAAAUUACACGGAUCCGACACGUCAGAGAAUAUAUUUGAAGGAUAUUGACUGUCCAGACGUCUGGCACGAAAAGCUCAAAGAGAUCAUCCCCCCGUUUCUCUUUUACCUCAAUGAAUCCACGGGGGAUGUUGGGGGUGUCGGAGCAACGCUGGAACCAAAUCCCUACGGCCCUGGAGUGAAGGCAGGAAGAGGAAUUGCGAGGGCAGGUGACUUGAUGAGCAGUCUUCCUCCGGAAAUGAGGGCCGAAAAUCUCAUGUGCUAUAUUGGUCAUGAGGGUACAUAUACGCCUUGUCAUCAAGAGAUGUGCGCCAGUCUUGGUCACAACAUAAUGGUGGAAGCGUCAUCUGGACUUGUCGAACAUGGAAAGCUUACGAAACCAGGUUCAUCCAUUUGGUUCAUGACUGAGACUAAAGACCGUCAUCUCGUGUCGGAAUAUUGGUCAUCUGUACUUGGCCACGAUAUUGAUCUCGAGGAUCAUUUUGCCCAAAUAAAUGCAUGGAAGGCAGCACCAUUCAAGACGUAUGUGGUAGAACAAAGAGUGGGUGAUUUCAUCCUCAUUCCACCUCUGGCGGCCCAUCAGGUCUGGAAUCGAGGAACCCGAACAAUGAAAGUUGCCUGGAAUCGCACUACUGCUGAGACCCUGGAAAUGGCCUUGGACGAAGCCCUUCCCCGCGCGAGGGCUGUCUGUCGGGACGAGCAGUACAAGAACAAGGCAAUCGUGUUUUAUUCCCUUGAGAGGUACUCCAAGCUCCUUCGCACUGCUGAGGAACGCAACCUCAACAGUCCCAAGAUACGCCAAUUGCAGAAAGAUUUUCGAAGGCUUUUUGCCUUAUACACACGGAUCUUACUCUCAGAGAGUUUUGCAGAGGAUUUGCCUGAAGAGAAAAAUGUCCAGUUCCUUCCCUUUGAAAGCAAUGUGACUUGUGCUUAUUGUCGGUGUAAUAUCUUUAACCGGUUUCUCACUUGUCCUUCUUGUGUUGGUAAACUUCCUAAUGGCGAAGACGAUUACUAUGAUAUCUGCAUGGAAUGUUAUGCCAUGGGCCGAAGCUGCGCUUGCAUUUCGAAACUCAAGUGGGUGGAACAAUUUCGUUGGGGAGAACUGAUCGAAAAACACGAAAGCUGGAGAAGGCAGAUCCUCAGGUUCACCGGCCACCGUGGUGAUCAAUACCAGCCUUUUGCAGUCGAGAAGAGUAAACUGGGGAAAAGAACCUUGGCUGAAGUUUGCCAAAGAGAGCUAAGGAGAAGACCAUGGGUAGACAUUACCAAACCGCCUGCACGCCAAAAAAAUGAUGACAGCAUUAUCGAUGACAACGACGAUGGUCGACCUCGAAAGCGAAGAAAAGUUCGCCGAUCAGAAAAGUGGCACAAGGAACAUGGAAGAUGCCAUAUUUGUAAGGCACCAGAACCGACGUGGAAAAUUGCUUCCUGUACGUCGUGCGACUUGAACUAUUGCUAUGGUAGCCUCUUCAGAGCUUUUGAGAUCAUGCCGCAGACCGUCUUGGAGGACUAUAGCUGGAAAUGCCCGAAGUGUCGCAAGAUUUGCAGCUGCGGUGCUUGUCGUCGAGAUCCUACCAUGACACCAUAUGAGCCCAAGGGUCUCUUACUCGGUCAUGAUACGAGAAAGGUGGCGGAUCCUCGCAGUGUAGAAGCUUUGGUGAAUUUCAGUCAUUCAAAUAUCGUGUGGCUUAAAAAGGCUGGCGAUGGUAACCGGGACGAUUCCCGUCGACUGCAAAGGCAUCGAGAGGAGGCUGAGAUGGCGAAGAUGCAUGCCCUCGCAGCAAGUGAAGACUACGAUGAACUUGAGAAUGAGGGCCCUGUGGAAGGCGAAAAUCCGCAUAUGGUAGACUAUGAAAAUAUCCCAAUUGACCCCGCCCUCGGCGCAGCAGUUGGGGUGCCUUCAACCGAAAACGGAGAUGAUCGUACCUUCACGAGUGCGUCUCGAAAGGGCCAGGAUGAUGGCUUCCGUGAUGCGGCGGCAAUUAGAUUUGAGUAUCCUGAUCUAGAGGAUACAUCUUCUGCGCCGCCCGCAGAGGCUCCCAGACCUACACUCUCGGAAAUGUUUCCACCAUUGCCUUCCAAUGACAGCGAACAGGCUUUGAGUUCUGCAAUAGAGGGAAACAGCCGGCUCAAUGGAGACUCAAGUUUGCAAGACGGGGCUUCCAGUUCUCUGAAAUCUGGUGGAAGCCGAGGCAUGUCCAAGAGGCUCAUUGUUCGCCUCAAGAUUGGUAGGAAAGGAAUGGAAGCUUUCGUACGCUCGCAGCGUCCCGCCGAUAAUCAUGACAAAGAACGACGACCAACAACAAGUUCUGCGAUUAUCCAGUCAGAUCUGACGAAUCCCAAUUCAGUGUCUCAACCUUUGCGCCCCAAAUCUAAUCUACCGAAGGCGCGUAAGAGUCGAGGUGAAAAGGACGAGGACUUUACUCCUGGCAAAGGACGGGCGGUGAAGAUUCCGAAUAAUAAAUUGGAUAGACCGAAGCCAACUAGGGCUGUGAGGGUGAAUUAUUUUGAGGACUCCGACGUAUCGGAUGAUUCAUGA